GUCCGAAUAAGUCAAGUGCUAUAGCCAAACCCUUAUUUUUCUGUUCGAUCUCCCUGUACUCGGUACACUGUGCCUGUGUCUAAGGUCUGUGUUAUCCACAAAAGUACCGAAGUAGGUACUAAAAAUCCCAAAGGUGAAACACUGAAAUUCGCUACCUACGCAUCUAUCUGUUAUCAGUCAGUAGGUACUUUUCGCUAACGUGCUAAUUGAUUGUAGGUACUUUCGAGUAGUUCAGUACUAUUUAUAAAACUAUAAAACGAAUCGCAAGCAUUAAGUAGAUGCAUUAUUAGUAAACAAUAACAGGCGUACGUACAGCGCAAAUCACUUUUGUCGAUUGAUUCCGCAUCGUUUUUCGAUGGGAAAUACAGAUUCCAACUCGAAGCCGAAACAGCCAAAUCCUCAGUAUUCCACUAAUAGAAAUCCUGUGCCUCAACGAUUUCAAUCUCCGCGUCUACGAUCUCAAUAUCUUCCGCCUCAACAAAAUCCAUCGGCGCCUCGAAAUCAAAAUCCGAGAGCAGUAGUUGAGGAAGAACUGAUCACUUGGGAUGACAUAGAUAAAUCUCCUGAGGUAAAGCCUACUAAUCAGCCUCUUCCACCACCAACCAUGGCAAAAGAAGCUAUCGAAAGCAAACUAGAAGACCUCAACCUCAAGGAAAACAAGCAAAUAAACAUACUCCUUAUAGGUGGAACAGGCGCUGGCAAAUCCACCUUUAUCAAUUCUAUUUUCAAUUAUCUACAAUCCGAAGAUUUCGAAAAAGCCAAAAACAGAUUCGUCAACGUCCUUAUCCGAGCAAAUUUUCCAGUUACAGACAAAAACGGAGUGAGACACAACAUUGAUAUUGGGCCGGCCGACGAUGCCAAUGAAAAUCUGGAUGUUGGGGCUUCGGCUACCCAAGGCGUAAAAACUUACAGUUUCAAGAUUAGAGGCGGAAACACAUUGGUUCGUCUCAUAGACACUCCAGGAAUGGGAGACACUAGAGGUAUAAAAUUUGACAACGAAAAUUGCGAAAAUAUUUUGCAAUAUAUAAGUCGCCUGCAGGAGUUGCACGCAAUUUGCUACUUGGCCAAGUCCGAACAAUCCAGGAAAACAGUCUACUUCGAAUAUUGUUUCAAUCAGAUUUUUUGUAGAUUGGAUAAAACGGCAUGUAAAAAUAUCAUAUUUAUUUUUACUUUUUCUAAAGAUAGUGAUUAUCAUCCAGGUGGAACCUACGAACUUUUCAAAGAGAUCAUCGAUCGUCUCAGGAAAGAUCCUGCUCAUGCCGAAAUCCCAUUGGGUGCUAACGCUUUUUGUUUUGACAAUGAGGCAUUCAGAAACUUGGUGGCCAUUAAAAAAGGUGUAAAGUUAUCAGACCACAUGAUAAAAUCGAGCGUGGAAAGUUGGAACAGAUCAACUGCUCAAUGUUGGCAAAUGAUUUCCUACAUUUCUGACCUAAAACCUCAUAUGGUCCAUAAUACUGCAGCCGUUAAUGAAGCCAGAAGAAUAAUUUAUCAGUUGUCACAGCCGAUGGCUGACAUAGCUCAACUCGUUAAUGAUAAUAUUCAGAUUUUACGUAAUCAUCAACAUAAUUUGGACCUUGAAAGAUUAAGCUUGGCCGAAUUAAGGAAGAAACUUUACAUUCCUGUUAUUGAUCUUAAGGUCACAAGUCUUACUCAGCCCGUUACUGUUUGCGCCGAUAUCAGCUGUUGUGAAGUUUAUAAGGUUGGCGAAAAAAAGGAAUGGCACUAUAGAACCAGAUGUCAUGAUCCCUGCUUCCUCACCAACGUACCCAGAGACAUCAUGGGCAGUGCAGAAUUGAUGUCAUGCGCGGCUAUGAAUGGCAAUCAAAGUUGCCAGAAAUGUUCGCAUAGCUACAAAGUCCAUAUGCACGUCUAUUAUAUGACGAAAAAAGAACAGAAGCAACAAAAAGAUGACACAAUCUCGAAGACUAUCGAUACAAGGGAGGAAGGUAUCCAAAGAGGCAGAGUAGUUAUGAGAGAAAUUGAGGAAAGAAAGACACAGCUAGAAAACGAACUAAAAUCUAUUGUUAGAUGCAAUGCUAAGUUUGCACACUUCCUGUGCAAUAAUGCUAUUACGGCUUAUAGCGAUUCGUAUGCUGAAUAUAUCAGAUAUUUAAAAGAACAAGAAAAGCAUUUGGGUUCCAACGCCGACCUAGUCAAACUCACCGGUUUGGAAAAUCUCUUACGCGAACACGAAGAGAUGAAAAAAGUUUUCCAAGAAGCGGCCGAUUUGAACAAAAAACUCGGCAGAGACGUCGAAAUUACGCCACAAGAAAUUAACAAAACCAAACAGGAACUGUUUAAUUUGAAAAUUAACGGCAAAAAAAUCAGGGAGCUGUUUGAGUCUCAAUCCAAAUCCUUGAAAAAGGAGUACAAAUUCUUGGAGUACACUCAUAAGGCCGAGUUCCAACAAACUGCACCGAAAACAUCGAAAGACAAUAAUUCUGAAAAUAAAGGCCAGUCUUCGGCUUCUAAUCCAACACAAAAAUUUCAACGUGGUCGCGCCGUCGGUCGCGGUAACUUCAAUAACAACCGAGGUCGUGGUAAAUCGGCCGGACCUCAGAACAGAAAUCAGCGAGAUCGAACUCCGCCUCCGUCGUACAAUGAAAGCUCCAGAUAUCCUCCACGUGGAAAUGUGCAAACCCAUCAUCAUGGAGGAAAUAUACCGCCCCUGAUGCCACCACAUCCAUCCGAUUAUUAUAGAGGCCCACCACAACCACCGCCGCCACCACCUGCACCGUAUCAUGCUUAUGAUCCUCCGCCGAGAUCUGCGUACGAUCCUCCGCCGAGAUCUGCAUAUGAUCCUCCGCCGAGAUCUGCGUAUGAUCCUCCGCCAAGACCUGCAUAUGGACCUCCGCCAGAUCCUCACUUGCCUCCUACAGCUGGACCUAGACCAGAAGAUCCUCAUGCAAAGAUCCAAGUCAACGUGACAUACGGAGGUACUCCUCAGGAUCCAUCACAACCUACUACACCUAGAGAUCCACCUCCUAGAGAUUAUCGCGAAUAUUCAGAAAGGCGCGAUUAUCCAGAUAGGCGUGAUUAUCCAGAAAGGCGCGAUUAUCCUCAAUAUGACGAUCGCCGGGAUUAUCCAAGAGACUAUCCUCCAUACCACGAACGUCGCGAAUAUCCUCCACAUCCAAGGGAUCAUCCUUCAUAUCAAGAUCCUCGGGAUUAUCCUCCGCAUCGAAGGGAAUAUCCCGAUCCUGCAUAUCCAGAUCAUCGCGAUUAUGCAAGAGAACCUGUGCGUGAUCCUUAUUAUCCACCACCACCACCAGCACCUGCCGCAGCCGAUCCCUAUUAUCGUCAUGAUGCAAGAUAUCCCGACCAGAGACCUUAUACCAAUGAUCAGCAAAGGAAUAGACCGUACUAUAACAAUCAGAGAUCAUCUGGAGACGAAUCCCAAACCUCCAAUAGGGGCCGACAAUUCAGUCGGGGAGGACCCAACAAUAAUUAUAAUAAUAAUUAUAGAGGCAACAAUAGAGGGAGUAGAGGCGGCAUUCAUCGUCGAAAUAGACGUAGAAAUGACAACAAUGCCAAUUCGAACAGUGGAGAUGAGUCUGACACAUCUGUCCCUAGCCUCUGCAAUCAGAAAAUUACAAGACCAUUUUAAAAGGAUAUGGUCAGAGGAGAAGGAAAAUCAUUAUCUUUUUCCUAAAUUAUGUAUAAGAAACUUUUUUACUUUCAAUAUUACACGGUUAUUUGAUUAAAAAUAUAAAUACACACUAAUGGUUGGUGUGUUUUAUCUACUGAGGGUGCUUCAACAUCAAUCGUCCCUUAGUUUGUUUCAAACUUGAUUUCUGGGACAAUUUUUGUUAAAAGAACCUUCUUAAAAUUACUAUGUAUUAUUAGUUAAGGAUUAAGGCUUGCUUGGAUUCUGGGAUUUUCCAGAUCAAAGGAACAAUAAUCCCGGGAUUUAAUUGCAAAAAUAUAUCAGGAUCACCCCCUAAGCUGUUUACAGUCUAUAUCUAUGAGGAUGUUUCAAUUUAAAUUUUUCAUCCCAAGAUUUUUCUGGACAAGUUUUUUGGCGGGGGUUCACGGAUUUUAUUUUGGAAUCCAUGAUAUACUGCAAACAAUAGCAUUUAAUUUUAAUAAUAAAUCAGCCACAAUUAUUUUGAGGUUGAAAAGCAGAUUCUAUAAUGCAAAUAGAGCAAAAGCUUUAUGUAAGGCUUGAUACAGGCGUGGACCUAAAACUAAGUGCCUAUAUAAUUAAAUGAGUAUUUAAUUAUAUACCUACAUUUGAAAAGUUUCAUGUAGUCAAUUUAAAAGGUUAAUAAUUAAAUAAUGAGUUUGUUGCAAAAACACUUAAUUUUUUUAAUUUGUGCCCCUUUUUUUUGAAGAAAACUUGGUCCACAAUCACAAUUGACAUAAAUGUCUUAAUGCCAAUUUUGAAUCUUACUGAAAAGCGAAUCAUUAUUAAUAGGUAAUAAUACCAUUAAAAUUGUGCCAAGCUAAAUAAGGUGUGUCGCAAUUUUGUAAUGGAACAUAUUUGAAUAUUCUAUAGAAUUUAAGUUAUAGUUUUAGGAGUUUGAGUUACCCAUUUUUUUCAACAAAUGUGUAUUUUUCAGUGGUUUUUGAAUUAAUCGUUAUGCUUUAUGUGUUAUUUACUACUGGCCUAUUAUAUACCUACCACCUAUUUAUAGUUUUAAGAGUUUGAGUUACCCAUUUUUUCGGCAACAAAUUAAUAUGUUAUUGAAAAAAAUAUUGGUGUUUGAAAUAAUUAUGCUUUAUUUACUGGCAUAUUAUGUACCACCUAGUUAGUUUCGUUUUGUGUUUCAAUAUGUAUUUUAAGUUGUCUUUCUUUAUUUUUUUUUCAUAUAUUAUUAUGUUCUUAUAUAAAUUGUUUUAUUUGAUUUUAUUAAUCUUUGCAUUUUUUUCAGAAAUUUAAUCCCAUGAUUAAAACCAAAAUUGAAAUUUUUAUCAUAAAGUAGCUAUCAAAAGGUUUCUGGAAAGACCAUAGAAAAUAGUUUUGCAAUUAAAUUAGUAGGUCAUUUUAUGUAAAAACGUCCCCACAUAAAGAAGUAGUUUCAAAUGUUAGAUAUUUUAAUCAGGAUUAAUCAUGGAAGGAGGAAGUUUUUCCCAGAUAAUAUCGUUAUGAGCUUCCAAAUGUUAUCAAAAAUCUCAAUCUCAAAUAUAUAAUGUGAAUUUAAAAUGGUUUGACAGAAACGAAAUCUUAAAGGAAUUGGGAAAUCAAAUCAAGUAGAUAAAAUACCUAUAGAAAAUUUCAAAAUCCUCAAAUAAUAAUGUAAUGAAAAAGAUUAAAUUUAAUCAAAUAUUAUUUUCUUUAAAAUAAAAUCUGCAUUUGAAAAUAUGUCUCAGUAAUAUGUAAUUAGG
Messenger RNA from Ceutorhynchus assimilis (cabbage seed weevil), 5328 nucleotides. The record is from the annotation of a GenBank genome assembly. Lineage: Eukaryota; Metazoa; Arthropoda; Insecta; Coleoptera; Curculionidae.